AUGGCAGGCGCAGAGCAAGAGAUGAAGGUACAGGAGGAGGUACAACAGACACAGCAGGAGACGCAAGAGGUGAAGAAAGUGGAGCAUGAGAUAUUGCAUGGGACGGAGGUUGGUAGUGAUGUCCCCCAGCACACUAAAAAUGUAGCUCCUCUCCCUGCUGCCGAACAAGGCGACUCACUACCCGGUAUGUCAGGUGGUGGCGUUGUAGCGGUUAUAUUGGCGGGACCACCAGUCGUCUCCUCUUCUAGCGAAAAAGAGGAGAAGGAAGAAACCUCAACCAGCAACAUCAGCAUAGACAACGAAAAGAUUGGAGAUAUCAGCGAAGACAUCAGCGCCAGCGACACCAAUAAACAACCCUCCACUACCGCCGCGGCCAUCAGCACAGAGAAGGAAGAGACUAGCAACUCCAACUCGACCAACGACAAAACCGAAGAAACCACAAAAGACUCCACCAUCACAACCAAACACGAGACUCUAAACUCCGAUGAGAUCACCCUCUCCACAGCAUCUACCAGUGCAGACACGCAAGAAGCAAGAGUCCAACGACGCGCUGAUGCGUUGGAGGAGAACACAAGCGAGGGAAAAGAUGAGGUGGAGAAGGAGAGUGGACACGCUGAUGUUGAGGACUUACAUGGUGCCGUUGACAAAUCCGUCGCCGAAGUUGAGGGUGGGGAGCAGGACGGUGGAAAGGAAGAGAAAAAGGAUGGAACAAGACAGGAGGAUCAAGACAAAGGAAGUCUGGUCGACCAGGUGCAAGAGAAGGUGGAUCAGGCUUUUGGUGCCGAUCUAGGCGAGAAGAAUGAGGGCAAGACUGAGGAUGGUGCUGCUGUCAAGGAUGAGAGUGAGACGAAACAAGAGGAGGCUCAGAGUCAAGGUGCCGUUGAUGAAUCAGUCGCCGAAAAUGCUGAGACUGAGGGAGAGAAAGAAAAAGAAGCUCAAGAUAAGGUUGGCUUGGUCGACAUCAUUCGAAAGAAGGUGGCGGGUACGUUUGGUUUUGAUCUGGGUGGGGGUACUGUGAGUAAGGCUGAGGAUGGGGCUGGUGUUGAGGGUAAGAGUGAGCCAAAACAAGAAGACCAAGACAACAGAAACUUGAGAGAGGAGGUCCAAAAAAAGGCGGAGGAGACUCUCGGGGUGGAUUCAGACGAGAAGAGUGCGAAGUCUGAGCAGCAAGAGGAUAGUACGAGCACGGACUUCGGAGAGAAGGUUAAAGAGAAAGCGGAGGGGACUUUGGGUGUUAGCUUAGACAAGGAGGAUGUGAAAGAGGUUGUUGUCGGUGAGCAAAAUGAAGAGAAGGACGAUGCUAAGAGCAAGAAUAUGGGUGAGAAGCUCCAGGAGAAGGCGGAAGAAACUUUGGGACUCAGCGUAGACAAGGAGGAGGCUAGUAAGAGCGAGGGAGCAACUCGUUUUGAGGACAAGGAUGAAGCAAAGAGCACAGACUUGGGAGACAAAAUUCAAGAGAAGGUGGAGGGGUCAUCUGAUGCCGAUCUAGACGAGAAGAACGCCAGCGCUGCCAAUGACGGGGAGAAGGAAGAUGCGAAAAGCAUGGACUUGGGAGAAAAGAUCCAAAAGAAGACAGAGGAGACGUUUGGUGUUGAUCUAGAGAGGAGUGUCAGUGCUGCUAGCGAUGGGGCUACUAUUGGGGGUAUGGCAGGUUCAGCGGUUGGUGCAGUUGCUGGUAUCCCGGGUGGACCGGUAGGUGCAGCCGUCGGCGCAGCUAUUGGAGGCACCUCUGGUGUGGUUGUUGGGGCAGUCACUGGGGUCGUUUCUGAUAAAGAUCAGAAUGUUGGUGAGAGGGAGAAGGAGGUAAGAGAUUGUGAGAAGAGCCACGACGACGCAAAUGGCGCAGAUGAGGAGAGUCCAGAUGGUACUGCUGCAAAGGAGCAACAGGUCCCGGAUGUCUCUGGUGCAACAAGCCAGAUUGACACGGAUGUCGCAACUGAGCAAGAAACAGAGAAGAGUCAGGAAGCCGCUGUUGGCGAGAGCCAAUAUUGCACGGAUGAUACGUAUGUUCUAGCUGCAAAGGAAGAGCUUGGAAAUGGGAGUAAGAAGAUUAACGAUGACGUCGUUGGAAAGGAGGAAGAAGGUGCGAUCGAUUCUCACGGAAAGAGUCAAGAUGACGUCGUUGCUUCCGAGGAUAAGAGCGCGGAUGUCGGAACCAAGGAGAUUCAGGACGACGUUGUUGAGAAGAGCCAGGAUACUACAAAUGGUGCCGGUGCAGAGAAAGAGCAGCGCACGAGCGAUCUAGAGACGACAAGUCACAAUGGUACGGGUGAACAAGGUCAAGAAAUUGCCAGUGGAGAAAUCCAAGAGGCUGCAAGUGGAAAGACUCACGAUGAUGCCGACGCCCAGAACCAGAACGACACAAACGACGCCGAUGCAAAGGCAGAGCACAACAAAGGAACCGACCCAGUAUCGACAAACCACGGAAACCUCGGCGAUGAGAUUCAGAGAGAAAAUGCUCAGAGAUUCGGCGUCAAUCUGGAUAACGACAAAGCCGCUACUGAUGGGUCUGAUGCAAAGGCCCAUGGCAAGAGCGGUGCAAGAGGAAAGACUCACGAGCGUUUCGAUAGUGUAACCUCCCCCGACAUGGAUUUCAGCCCCAAAGCUGGAAAUUUCGAAGGUAGCAAGGAAGAAGAUGGAAAAGCCAGUGAAGAAGAGACAUCUGCAACCACGGAGAUUGGCGGCAAGACCGAUGAAGCGCAGACAUCUGCAAUCACGGAGAUUGGCGGUAAGACCGAUGGAGAUCAGACGAAUGCUGGCGAGGAGGUUGAGGUCAAGACCGAAGAAGACCAGACAGAUGCUAGCAGAGAAGAGGAGGCCAAGACCGACGGAGAGCAGAUGUCUCUCACCAAGAUGAUGGAGGCAAAGCUCAAGGCAGAAGAUACGUUCGCUAACUCGGAGACUAAUGCUGGCAAAGAAGAAGAGAGCAAGGCGACCGAAGAUCAAAUGGGUGCUACCAAAGAGAUGGAGACAGAGGCGAAGGGAGAGCAGAAAGAGGCUACCGAAGAAUUUGAAGGCAAGGCCAAUGGAGAACAAGCGGAUGCAAUCAAGGAGAUGGACGCCAAAAAUAACGGAGAGCAGGCGGAUGCUACCGAGGAUGUAGAGAUCCAUUUCAAUGUGGAGCAGACACAUUCUACAAAGGAGAUGGAUAUCAAGACCCACGAAGACCAUGCGGAUACAACCAAGUACAUUGACGUACAGCAAAUAUCUGCUACCACAGUGAUAAACACUAAAGCCACGAGCGUGGAUGCAACAGACGCCUACGCGAAGGACCACAUGCACAACGAAGAAGAGACACAAGGUGCUGAGGAUUCAAGCAAAGGAACAGAUCCUGUGACAAACAACCAUGGAAACUUGGGCGAUAUGGUUCAGAGACAGAACGCGGAGAAAUUCGGGGUCAAUCUUGCGGAAGACGUGUAG
This is a messenger RNA of Pyrenophora tritici-repentis Pt-1C-BFP, 3420 nucleotides long. Its product is annotated as Gly-zipper-YMGG multi-domain protein. The record is from RefSeq and is a predicted model, not a curated record. Lineage: Eukaryota; Fungi; Ascomycota; Dothideomycetes; Pleosporales; Pleosporaceae.